AUGGCCGCGGCGGACGAGCUCACUUUCCACGAGUUCCAGGAAGCCACUGAUCUCUUGGCUGAAACCCCGGAUGCGGCCACCACGAGCCGAAGCGACCAGCUGACCCCACUGGGGCACGUGGCAGUGGCCAUGGACUCCGGUGGUAGCUAUGGAGCGGAGGAUGGGGAGGAGGACAGUGACAAGGCUGCGCUCUUGCAGGAGGGCGAGCAGCAGCCGCAGCAGCCGGGGUUCUGGACCUUCAGCUACUAUCAGAGCUUCUUUGACGUGGACACCUCACAGGUCCUGGACCGCAUCAAAGGCUCGUUGCUGCCGUGGCCUGGACACAACUUUGUACGGCACCGUCUGCGGAAUCGGCCAGACCUGUACGGCCCCUUCUGGAUCUGCGCCACACUGGCCUUUGUCCUGGCCAUCACUGGCAACCUGACUCUGGUGCUGGCCCAGAGGAGGGACCCCUCCAUCCACUACAGCCCCCAGUUCCACAAGGUGACUGUGGCAAGCGUCACCAUCUACUGCUACGCGGGGCUGGUUCCACUGGCACUGUGGGGCUUCCUGCAGUGGCGCAGGGGCGUCCGGGAGCGCAUGGGGCCCUACUCCUUCCUGGAGACGGUGUGCGUCUAUGGCUACUCCCUGUCUGUCUUCAUCCCCACGGUGGUCCUGUGGCUCAUCCCUGUCCCGUGGCUGCAGUGGCUCUUUGGGGUGCUGGCCCUGGCCCUGUCAGCUGCCGGCCUGGUGUUCACCCUCUGGCCUGUUGUCCGGGAAGAUACUAGGCCUGCUGCCGCUGCACUCCUGUCCACGGUGGUGCUGCUCCACGCUCUCCUGGCCCUGGGCUGCAAGUUGUACUUCUUCCAGCCGCUGCCUCUGGAUCACGUGACACCGCCACAAGCCACACUCGCACCGCCCCUCACAGUGCAGCCACCUAACCUGUCACAGCCCAACUCUGGCCCUGCAGGCAAACCAUAA
Messenger RNA from Elephantulus edwardii (Cape elephant shrew), 960 nucleotides. It is a transcript of the gene YIPF2, whose product is annotated as Yip1 domain family, member 2. The record is from RefSeq and is a predicted model, not a curated record. Gene Ontology annotation, cellular component: membrane; Golgi apparatus. Lineage: Eukaryota; Metazoa; Chordata; Mammalia; Macroscelidea; Macroscelididae. Gene Ontology annotation, molecular function: small GTPase binding. Gene Ontology annotation, biological process: vesicle-mediated transport. Bases 1 to 960 code for a protein of 319 amino acids. The transcript has 9 exons.